Messenger RNA from Ipomoea triloba (trilobed morning glory), 1193 nucleotides. RefSeq lists its product as uncharacterized. The coding region runs from base 225 to 932 and encodes 235 amino acids. Lineage: Eukaryota; Viridiplantae; Streptophyta; Magnoliopsida; Solanales; Convolvulaceae. The record is from RefSeq and is a predicted model, not a curated record. The transcript has 3 exons.
UCUCAUGCCCAGCCUCACUCUCCCGGAGACCUCUCUCCUUUAUACUUAACGCUUAAAGCCUUAAACACUCUACUUUGCCUUUUCUUCUUUCUCCCUCUUUAUACUUUUCUCACUUCUACUUCACCCUCUCCCUCUCUCUAGAAAGCUUCUUUUUCCUUUUAUUUUUCCCCUCUUCUUUCUUGGACGAUUGAGUUUAAGAAUCAAGCAAGGUUGUGUUUUGAGGAAUGGGUUCGUGUGUUUCGGUGCACAAAGACGCGGAGACGCCCAUGAAGCUCCGUAUUGUGGUGGGGUCCAAGAAUAGCAUGGCGGUGAAUCCAUCGCCGGUCAAACAUGAACGGAGUACUGUUAAUGGAGUUGACUGUAAGGUCGCUGACCAUCACCCACCUAUAUCGCUCACUUCGCCUUCUCGCCUUGCAACUGCUUCUCUUGACUUUGGUAGCAAGGAGGAAACAUUCUUUGAUUCCCAGCCUUACUUGGAGUCCGAUUGUGAGGAUGACUUCUAUAGCGUUAAAGGAGAUUUUACUCCAUCUCGAGGGAAUACGCCUGUCCAUCAGACCAUAUCUGCGGGUGCUCUUAAAGUUAAUGGAAGCUCUUUUGUGGAGAGGGCUGCAGCCAUUUCUGUACCUCAAACUCAAAUAUCCCCAACAGAGAAGAAGAAGAGACUCGCUGAACUUUUCAAAGAAAGUUUAGGCGGUGAUCAGGAGUUUAAUGCUUUGGAUGCUGUAAAGGAGCUGAAUGGCGGUGUACCUGCCAAAUCCGCAGUUGGAACGCCUUAUUCCUCUGCCUGCAGCAACACGACUCCCAGUCAAGAGCUCAAACAUGCCCCAAAAUCAGCAAAGGCAGGACAAUGUUGCCUCCCGAAGUUGCUCUCCAGGCGCAGCAGCUUUAACGAGAGAAAGAAAGUAACUAGUCCUGCUCACAGCGCAGGGUAAAGAAACCUCUGCCAUGCUGAAUUAACGAGGCAUGUCGGAAGAAACCCUCGUCCAUGUUACCUGAGAUACAGAACUCCCUCUUUGGUCUUAACUUGACAUCCAUUGAGACCUGAGAGUUCUGUAAAUAUAUAUAUAUAUGUGUAAAUGAAUAAAUGAAUAAAAAAAUGUAAACGCAUAUGAAUGAUAUCUGCUUAUUAUUAUGCAGUACAGAUGAAAAUUUUGCUUUGAAUUCUAUUUAUAGAACUGUGUUUUUGAGGAUUU